Molecule: messenger RNA, 684 nt
Organism: Echinostoma caproni
Lineage: Eukaryota; Metazoa; Platyhelminthes; Trematoda; Plagiorchiida; Echinostomatidae
Source: the annotation of a GenBank genome assembly
AUGAAAGAGAGUGGGUCUCUGUUUUGUGUCUGUACAGAGGUCGAACUCUAUACUCAUCAUUCAACUACACGACAACUAGUGUCCUAUCUUACAACGCGUCCGCAGCCUUCGCAGAAUCCACUGCUUGACGGUGUUGGACUUCAUCUGACGGCAGUUCAUCUGGUCGACUCGCACUACUGUUCCGAUCCGGGAAAGUUCAUCUCCUGUCUGCUCACCUCUCUGAGCACAAUGUUACAAUUGGGGUUGCCGCAUGUGAAUGUGUUGAGCAAAGCAGAUUUGGUGGAACAAUUUGGCGAGUUGGAUUUCAAUUUGGACUUUUUCACUGAAGUUCUCGAUUUGCAGUACCUUGUGGAUAAGAUCAACAAAACGAACGAUCCGUUCAUGACCAAAUAUGAACGACUGAAUCGAGCCUUGAUUGGCGUGAUUCAGGACCAGUCAUUGGUGCAAUUUCUUCUCCUGGACAUCCAGAAUAUGUCUCACAUGGAACGCGUCAUGCGUUAUGCGGAUCGUGCAAACGGUUACGUGUUCGGCCCAGCAGAGCAGCACAGCUUGCAGACACUGAUGCACAUGGCUUCCGGGGUUGAAAUGUGCACCGAAUGGAUCGGUCUAGCCCAAGAGAAGUACAUGUCCUCCGGUCAAGCGGAGGAUGACCAACAGGAACCAGAAAUCGAUUUGUUCUCUUAG